UGGUGUUUAUAUAUCUGUCACCGUUUCCAACACAAAAAACCCUCUCAUUUCAUUUCUACAUCCCUACCCUUAUCCACACAAAAACAACGAUAGUGUUUGGUUUGUGUUGUGUUGUUCCUUUCUCCUUCAUCCUUUUUUCUCUCAAAAAUUCAGCUAUGUCUAUCACUUCCUUCAAAUCUCUAACAAUGGCUGAAUCAUGUUUACUCUCACAACCUUCACUCUUCUACACCAAAACCAAAUCCUCAUUCAUUUCAAACACUGCUAAGUCCUUCAAGAUACAAAACCCAACACACAAUUCUUCAAGGUUUUCACAAUCUAUUUCUCUCACUGUUAGUAACAGAAGAACACGUGAUUCUUCUUUGGUUACAUUUGUUGCACAGACAAGUGAUUGGACUCAGGAAGAGAAAGAAGAUGGAGCAUGGGAGAAUCAAGGUGAAACUGCUUGGGAUGGUGAAACUGAAACACCUGAGAGUGAUGGUGAUGUUGGGAGAUUUGAGGAAUCUCCUGAAGAUUUGAAGAUUUUUGUUGGGAAUUUGCCUUUUGAUGUUGAUAGUGACAAAUUGGCUGAGCUUUUUGAGCAGGCUGGAACUGUUGAAGUUGCUGAGGUAAUUUAUAACAGGGAGACUGACCGUAGCCGCGGGUUUGGAUUUGUAACAAUGAGUACAGCUGAAGAAGUUGAGAGUGCUGUCAACAAGUUCAGUGGCUAUGAAUUAGAUGGAAGAGCGUUGACUGUUAAUAAGGCUGCUCCAAGAGGAGCACCACGGCCUGAACGCCCACCACGUUCCUUUGAUUCUGGUGCUCCUGGUUUAAGACUCUACGUUGGUAACUUGCCAUGGGAUGUUGACAAUUCUAGCUUGGAGCAACUUUUCAGCGAACAUGGUAAGGUUGAGAAUGCCCGGGUAGUCUAUGACAGAGAGACAAGUCGAUCACGUGGUUUUGGCUUUGUUACAAUGGCGAGUGUCGAUGAUGUGAGUGAAGCCAUUGCUGCUCUUGACGGUCAGGAAUUUAAGGGGAGGGCAAUCAUAGUGAAUGUUGCUGUGGAAAGACCUAGGCGCUCUUACUGAGUGCGAGAAAUUUUCACUUUUAAAGUGAGUGUUGUUGCAUGAUUUUUAUUUAACAGCUAAGGAUACAAUUUCAAUUUUUUUAUUUUAUUUUCAAAUGUUCCUUUUUGGCAGCUGGUUUCAUAUUAGAUUUUAAUGUAUUAUCUUCCUACUUAUAAAGUAAGUUCAAAUUGUAUUAUUUUUAAUGUCA
Molecule: messenger RNA, 1251 nt
Organism: Trifolium pratense (red clover)
Lineage: Eukaryota; Viridiplantae; Streptophyta; Magnoliopsida; Fabales; Fabaceae
Product: 28 kDa ribonucleoprotein, chloroplastic-like
Exons: 4
Coding region: 156-1064 (302 amino acids)
Cellular component (GO): cytosol
Molecular function (GO): mRNA binding
Source: RefSeq, a predicted model, not a curated record